CGAUUCUUUACGUGUUGAGUUCGCGCCAAGUUCGCGCAUAAGAAUCCCUGUCCUGUUUAUAAAUACGGGCCUAUGGAGUGUACAGUCCAUAACUCUUUUCUUUUUACUCCAUAAAAAGCUGACGACAGAACAGUAACAUGAAGUUUGAAAGGGGUAUACGGAGGUAAAAAUUGCCGAUCGCGUCUACACAGGAACGUUUUUUGGUCGUUUCGCUUUACAUUUGAAGGUUGAAGGACAAGCAAAUGACAAGUGAGUGUUUUAUGGUGAUGGGAGUCGCUUUUUAUAAAAUUGUCGAUUUUUGGUUGGUUUUAGCAUGGUUUUAGCUUACGUUUAGCGAGUUGUGUUUGUACCUUAGUUAUCUCUACUUGUAUUUUGUGCUUGUUUUUACCUAUUUGCAGAUAUUCUAAAGAUGCGACGAAGAAGUAAAAGAGCGCAAGUUGUAAAUGAUGUUAAAAACGAGUCACCAAAAAAACCUCGAAGUUCUGCAAGGCGGAGAAAAAGAUCUUCAUCAAAAUCAAGCGACGAGAAUGAUACACAAUGUGAAGAGUUAGUGCAAAAUACAGAACAUUUACAGGACGAUCAAGAUCAAGUAGAUUCAAAAAUAAACAAUUCAGUUGAUGAGGAAAAUGAAGAUAGGCAUGAGGAAAGCGAUAAUUGCGAUAAAGGUAAGUCAACAGGUAUGAAUGAUACAAACAAUGAACAAACUUCAAAUAACAUUGAACCUGACAAUGAAUAUAAUGAAAAUGUACAAUCUAAGGAGACUCAAAAUGAUGAGAGUCAUGAGAUCUUAGAAGAGAAUAGUGAAUCUAAUGAGGUAAAAACAACAGAAGUAAACGAGUUGAAAUGUAAUGAAGACAAUCCGGAUAACUCAGCUGGUCAAACCAACGGUGACAUAAAAAAUAAAGAAGAAAGGUCCACUACCCCGGAGCCAAAAACUACGAAUGAUGUAAAACCUGAAAGACAGCGUAUCAUUUUAAAAAGAUCUCCAAUUGAUAAAUAUCAAAGGCCGCCCUCACCUUUGGAGGAUGGGGAAAUUCAAGAACCCAAAGAAAAGUCCAGAAAAAUUACUUUGAAAAGACGAACUACUGAAGAAAGUAAUCCAGAGUUUGACAAAAUAAUUAUUAAUAGAAGAUCUUCAGCUGGAGAUGACAAUUCUGAUAGACGGAAGAGAUUGAGCAGUGCCACAGAGGAAAAUAUACUCACUGUAGUAGGUAAACCAAAUAAACCAUCACAGAUGGUAAAACUAGUAAGAGAUUUUACCCAGGAACAUUCUGAAGAUUCCGAAGCCCUUCAUCGUGUUCGUAAAAAUGUUUGGGGCAAGUCCGAAUUUUUAGAUAAACUUUCUUCAAAUACAUACAAAAUAGAUAUAAAUUCUAUCAAAGUAGUUUGUCCAACUGUAGAAUUUCUUAAGGAAUCAGAGGUCAACCUUAAAGAGUUCUAUGAAGAACCAGUGCAUGUAGACAGUGAGAUGGGAAAGAAAAUGAAAGAGGAAGAGGAGAAAUCGGAGGAAGAAUCGGAAAAGGAACCAAGUGAAGAGGAAGUUUCUUCUGAUGAGCAAAAAAUAGAAGCCAAUCCUAAUAUAAUUGCUCUAAACAGAAAAAUCAGCAUAGUGGAAGAUACUGCGGCAAAUAUGAAGCCACCUCCUAGCCCAGCGAAACAUCCUGUCUCUGAAAUAUUAUAUAUUACUAAUUUGGUUAGACCAUUCACAGUAAAACAGCUUAGGGAGUUAUUAGAACGUACUGGAAAAAUUAAGGAAGAUGGUUUCUGGACUGAUAGGAUAAAGUCAAAAUGUUAUGCUGUUUAUGAAAAUCUCGAAGAGGCAGAAGCAACAAGAAAUGCUUUACAUGGUGUAUAUUGGCCAAUCGGAAAUGGGAAACAAUUGCUCAUUGAUUAUGCAACGAAAGAAGAAAUGGAAGGGGCGAGAAACCCUGUGUCCUUACCAGCUACACUUAUUCAGAAAUUACCCGACAUAGAAAAUAAGGAACCUAACUUGGCAGAUGGUAGGCAUAGGGAAAAGGAAUGGAACAGGGAUGUCGAUAAGACAGAAAAGCGACGGGAUAUGUCCACUCGCGAUUGGGACAAGGGUAAAGAGGAACAUCGCAGAAGGCAUUCACGAAGUAGAAGUAGAGAAAGAGAGAGGAAAAAUAGUCGUCGAUCGUACACACCAGCAGAUCACAACAGGAAAAAGUUAAAAGUUACAGACGACUCGGUUCCCCAAAAAUUAAUGGAUGAUCUGUUUUUGAAAACAAAAGCGAUGCCGAGCAUAUAUUGGCAGCCCCUUUCUCCACAAGAGAUCGCGACGAAACAGCAACAGCGAUUGGUCAGAAUGGAAGAACAUAAGAGGAGAAUAGAGAGCCGAAGCCGCAGAGAGAAGGACCGACGCGGUUCUUUUAGACGGCGCUGACAUUGGCGCUGCUCUAAUUUUUUUAGCUUUUUCAGGACUUGAAUAAAGUUUUUUUUUUUCGUUUGAAUGCUAGAAGUGUGAAUGUUUGUUUAUUUACUCCUUAGUAUUUAGGUACCUCCCCUAGGGUCUUAACUUUUUUUUUGAUUAGAUGGAUGUGUAAAGAAUGAAUGGUUUUAGGUUUCAGUAAUCUGAUUGUUAUAGGUCUUCGUUUCUGAGUGACAGCAACGGAUGGUCCAGCCUCAGAGAAUCCUUCUUAUGGAGCAGUGGUGUUUCUCUUUUGAAGGGAGUCGGGAAAGUGAUAAAGACCUGCUUUUGUCAUUUGUUUUGGAGUUAGUAUUUUUGAUAUUACGUCAAAUUGAAUGCCAUCAGUUUAAAAAAUAACUUAAUACUGCAUGACAUUGACUUGUUAAUUAUAGCGAAAACAACAAUUUAG
This is a messenger RNA of Psylliodes chrysocephalus, 2837 nucleotides long. Lineage: Eukaryota; Metazoa; Arthropoda; Insecta; Coleoptera; Chrysomelidae. The record is from the annotation of a GenBank genome assembly.